GCAAGAAUACCUUGAUCGUUUCCAAACCAGAAAAUUCAAUUAUAUCACUGGACGCUUAGAACCUUACUUUCCUGGUUAUAUAAGAGCUGCUCGUUUGAUAUUAUCUAUUUCUAUGUGUACUUUCAUGAUCGUUUUAGUUCUCGCAGCAGGUUUGAGUAUAAAUACGUUGAAGAUGACCUUAAAGUCAUCCCUUAUGGAUGUGGCAUAUUUUAAACACCACUCCAAAACGAUAUCGAUGUGUUUUGGUUGCAUCCUUCAAGUAAUUUUUAUCAAAAUAUUUGGAUCGAUUUAUGGAAAACUUUCUAUUUGGCUUACCGACUUUGAAAAUCCCAGAACACAAAAACAGUACGAUAAUUCAGUAUUGUAUAAGAGAUAUUUAUUAUCUUUUGCUAAUAAUUACGCAGCUUUAUUUUAUGUGGCCUUUUUUAGAGGUCGUUUAUCUAGUACACCUGGUACUAUCGUUAGUAUGCCUGUCAUCACAAAAGAUUCUUGUACUCCACUAACUUGCGUCGUAGACUUAUGCACGCUAUUAUUUUUCCUGAUCAUAUUCAAAAGAAUGUUUGGAAAUAUACUGGCACUGAUUUUACCUCCCGCCAAGCAACUUCUCAAACGAACCUUGAAAUUGAAAUAUUGGAAUGAAACUGAAGAUCUACAUGAUUUGCCACAAUACGAAGAAGAAUACAAGCUCUUGCCAACAAAUAGAUAUUUGUUGACCUCCGAAUUUUGUGAGAUGGUAAUUGAAUUUGGGUUUAUAACAUUCUUCGUGGCCUCUUUUCCACUGGGACCCCUUCUUUCUUUAAUAAAAAAUGUAAUAGAAAUGCGACUCGAUGCUCACAAACUCGUUGUAAGAUACAGAAGACCAAUACCAAGAGUUGUAGCAGGCAUCGGAGCAUGGGAUGGAGUUUUGUUAGGACUUACCUACCUUAGCACAGUUACGAACGCUUUUGUAAUUGCCUUCACCAGCGAUUUUGUGGCAAGAGAAGUAUACAGGUAUAAGCAUAAUGGGUCGUUGGUGGGAUUCGUCAACUCAACACUCUCCGAAUAUGCUACGAAGGAUUUUCAUGUAUAUAAUGAACAAGGAUCUGCCCCGGUGGACAUUUGUUAUUACAGAGCAAUGCGCCAACCUCCUACUACAGCAGACAAAUAUGAGUUUACUUCAGACUACUGGAUGGACGUUACAUGGAGACUUAUUUCAAUAUUGAUAUUCGAGCAUAUCGUUUGGGUUGGAAAUGCAAUUCUAUCGUAUGCUAUACCGGAUGUACCAAAGUCUGUCAAAGAUCAACUCAGUAUCGACCGACAACUUGCAAAAGAGGCUAAAAUGAAACUGAUGAAUACAGAAUUUAGGAAAGAUAUUAUGGAAUUUUUGGUCAAUGUGGAAACUCUUGCAUGAAUACAAUUGAGAAAAUAUAUAAGCAAGACUGGAAACUUCCUUUUUGGUGCAGCUUUCUACUGAAAAUUGGAUUUGUAUACAAUGUUUUUUGGGUCUGAUUCAAAUUCAUUUUCGAACUGUUAAUAAAAUAAUUAUACAUA
This is a messenger RNA of Leptinotarsa decemlineata (Colorado potato beetle), 1530 nucleotides long. Its product is annotated as anoctamin-4. Gene Ontology annotation, biological process: chloride transmembrane transport. Gene Ontology annotation, molecular function: protein dimerization activity; chloride channel activity. Gene Ontology annotation, cellular component: plasma membrane. NCBI's taxonomy places the organism in Eukaryota, Metazoa, Arthropoda, Insecta, Coleoptera, Chrysomelidae. The record is from RefSeq and is a predicted model, not a curated record.